UAAACGAGCUUGAGAAAAAUGUCUCCGCUGUCAAAGUCGCUGAGGUUAUCUCAGCGUGUUGUUGCUACAUGUGUACGACAACACUCUUCUCUGACAAAUGACUUGAUUGAAAACAUGGAUAAGAAAGCAACCUGGGACCGCUUCUACACCGAGAACAGCAGCAAGGCGACCUCCUUCAAAAACUUUGAGUGGUUCUUUGGUUUUGACGCCGUCAAAGACUUCAUCAUGCCUCUCCUGCUGAACAAGUCCGACCCACAUGCUCUCCUCCAGGUCCUGGAUAUGGGCUGUGGCACCUCUGCUCUCGGGCCUUGUAUUUACAAACACUCUCCUGUCCCAGUGCAGGUCACUUGUGCUGACAUUUCCCCCAUAGCUGUACGACUCAUGCAGGAACACGUCCGAUCCAAAGCAAUUGAGCCUCACAACCUGUCCUCUCAGCUUGAGUUUAUAGAGCUGGACUGCACACAGCUCCACAAACACUUUGGCUCUGGCAGUGUGGACCUUAUAGUGGACAAGGGCACCACAGACGCCCUGUUGAGGUCUAAAGAAGGGAAAGGAAAGGCGGGUUUGGUGCUGAAGGAGUGUUUAAAGGUGCUGCGGGGCUCGGGGUCACUGCUCCAGUUCUCUGAUGAGGACCCUGAUGCCCGGCUGCUGUGGCUGGAGGCUGCAGCGCUGGAGCAGGGGGUGAAGGCAGCAGAAGUUGGGGUGCAGGAGGUGGGGGAGUUAAGGGGAGUGUGCUACUACUGCUACCAAGUGACACCUCACCAUGCUGUAUAGCAGGGACGUUCUGCCUCUUGAUUGUUAUAAUAUCAGAUUAAUAAAACAUUCAGCAGAACUGCAGAAAAAUCUCUGAUGAUAUUAUUUACUUAAUUAUUUUUUGAAAUACAACCCCAAUUCCAAAAAAGUU
Molecule: messenger RNA, 904 nt
Organism: Cheilinus undulatus (humphead wrasse)
Lineage: Eukaryota; Metazoa; Chordata; Actinopteri; Labriformes; Labridae
Gene: cskmt
Product: citrate synthase lysine methyltransferase
Exons: 2
Coding region: 19-774 (251 amino acids)
Source: RefSeq, a predicted model, not a curated record